AUGUCUGAAACUUCUACAAAAGCCGAUCAUCUCUGUGUUUUGGUGCACGGACUCUGGGGAAAACCAUCUCACCUGGAUUCUGUGGCCUCUGCACUGAGAGACCGCCAUGGCGAUCAUCUCCACAUCCUGUCCGCGAAAGAGAACAGCGGCAACUGGACAUAUGAUGGAAUUGAGCUCGGUGGAGAGCGAUUGGCCCGUGAGAUCGAAGAGACCCUCGAUGCUCUCGAACAGAAGGGUCAUAAGAUCCAAAAGCUGAGCAUCGUUGGCUACUCACUAGGUGGCUUGAUCGCGCGAUAUGCCAUUGGCUUGCUUCACAGCCAAGGCGUGCUCGACAAGCUGGAGCCCGUGAAUUUCACCACCUUUGCCUCCCCACAUGUUGGGGUGAGAACGCCGCUCAAGGGAAUCAGGAGCCAUAUCUGGAAUGGCCUGGGAGCAAGGACUGUCUCCAUGUCUGGUCAACAGCUUUUCUUGAUCGAUGAGUUUCGUGACACUGGGCGUCCACUGCUCAGCGUGCUAGCGGAUCCAGAAAGCAUCUUCAUCCAAGGGCUGAAGAAGUUCCGUCACCGCAGUGUUUACGCCAAUAUUAUCAACGAUCGCUCUGUCGUUUUCUACACCUCAGCCCUCUCCAAGGUCGACCCAUUCCAUGACCUCGAGAACAUUCACAUUAACUACGUCAAAGGCUAUGAUGAUGUGAUCAUCGACCGUGACAACUACUUAUUGCCUCUCACGCCGGAAGACCCAUCUGGUGGAUCUUCUCGAUAUUGGAGGCAAUUCAAGGCAUUCGCCUACGGGUUGCCUUUCUAUCUGCUCGUGCUUGUCUUAAUCGGCCCAGCGUCCACGAUCUUCCUCGCGAAUUCAGUCGUGCAGACCAUCCGCAGUAGGAAAAGAAUUCGUCUGCACGGUGAAGGGAAGAAUGGCAAACAUUUCGGAAGAUAUCGCGUUCCUUUACUCGUGCAAGACGUCCAGCAUGCCAUGGAGGAAGUGUUUGAGAAUGUCAACGCUCGACAAGAGCCUGCCUAUCUCUCUGGCAGUGAAGCCGAAGAGGUUGAAUUAGGGCAUGCAAGCCGCUCGAAGUCGAGUGGGUCUGACGGGUCUGAAGCUAUGUUGGCUGACGGCUCCUCAAAAUUCCCCACACUUGCGCUCUUACCUGAGCAAUUUGCCAUUAUCGACUCACUGAAUGCCGUCGGUUUCCACAAAUACCCUGUGCAUAUCCAAAAACACCGACACAGCCACGCAGCUAUCAUCGUUCGCAUGCCCAAGGAUGGAUUUAGAGAGGGCAAAACUGUCAUGAAGCACUGGCUGGAUAACGAGUUUAUGGUUUGA
Molecule: messenger RNA, 1323 nt
Organism: Penicillium maclennaniae
Lineage: Eukaryota; Fungi; Ascomycota; Eurotiomycetes; Eurotiales; Aspergillaceae
Product: lipase ROG1 family protein
Exons: 2
Coding region: 1-1323 (440 amino acids)
Molecular function (GO): monoacylglycerol lipase activity
Source: RefSeq, a predicted model, not a curated record